Molecule: messenger RNA, 6982 nt
Organism: Haplochromis burtoni (Burton's mouthbrooder)
Lineage: Eukaryota; Metazoa; Chordata; Actinopteri; Cichliformes; Cichlidae
Product: TLR adapter interacting with SLC15A4 on the lysosome
Exons: 2
Coding region: 289-1242 (317 amino acids)
Biological process (GO): regulation of toll-like receptor signaling pathway
Source: RefSeq, a predicted model, not a curated record
UUUAGGUUUGCCAGGUAUAAAGGGUUUAAAUAAUCAGGGAAAAUACCAGCUAAAUCCAGUGAAAACAACAUAUUAGUUGUAAAGAUUACAAGCUGAAAUGCAUUAAUGAUGAGAGCAGAAGUUUGCAGACUUGGGAUCAAGGUGAAAAGGGAUAGUCCCACUUCCUUUUUGGGUUGUAUAAAACAACAGCCAGGUUCAGACUCCAAAACAGACUUUUGAGAGAACCGCUUUAGGACGUUUAGUGCCAAAAUACAGGUUUUAAGCUUUUCUGUGACUCAGAUCUGAGCCAUGCUUUGUGAAGGCAGGUUGCUGAUCAUGACCUACUGUGAAUUUGAAGAGCUGGACUCCCUUCCUUCUAAGCCAGCUUUCCAGAAUUCUUAUGGGUCACAGAAAGCAGCUGCUGCCCUCAUACCAGGUUCCACCAGACAUGCUCCGCUUGUUCAUCACAAUUCCCCGGAGCAGAUAACUACAGACAACCGAAGGGCUUCAGCUGAGUUGUACAUUUCUCCUUUGCAGUCCUUAAAUCUUCAGAGAGCUCAUCUAGGCAGGCAGAUCUCUCGAGAGAUAGAGAUCCCGGCCCAAGCUCACUCAGGUGGCGAUACCCCUUUCUUGGUUCCCUCGUUCUGUCAGAGCUUUUGCAAAAACUACAGUGACCUUCAUAUUGCAGGUGACCAGGUGCUGCCUCUCUCAGCUAAUAAUUGCGAGCUGAGGGUUUGUGCCAAUGUACCGGAUGUCGGUCCCUUUAUCCAGUCUUGUGAUGUGCCCCCAGCUGUGGAAGAUUCCCUCCAAGGACACGAAGCUCGGGAUGGGAUGCUGUUUCCACUGAGGGGAGGUUCGAAUCGGUGGAGACUGGGGAGCGGCCGUGAUCGGAGCUUUUUGCUCCAGGGGCAUGAAGGUCCAUUUUCCAACUCCCUUCUGAAUCACUACCUGGAGCAAAAACUCCUGGAUCUGUAUCAGCAAUACAUGAUGGAGAAUAUGGCAAGAGAAGGAGCCCCUGGUUCAGACUCUGACGCAAGUGCCAUUUGCCCUUUACUGGGCUCAGAGCUGGUCCUCACCAGCCUGGACCAAAUCACUUUGCAGCUCAGCCGGGAGGGCAACAUGGAGGCCGGCUUGGCCAAGGACAUGGUCCUGAGCUGCUUCCUGCGAGUCGCUGGUGAUAUGCAGUCAAGUGAGAUCAGUACUCCCUUUCUGCAGAUUUCUAAUGAGGCAUCCAGGGAGCAACUCACAGAGAGUAAUGAGUGACCCCACUGUCAAGGAACUCCUUCAUUCAAUACUGCCUUUCAUUUCAGUACAACACCGAAAAAACCCAGGAUUGGACUGAUGACCACAUUUUUAUUUUAUUAGCUCUUGAGAAGAUGUUAAAUGAGAGUUCUACGUGGGAUUAUGCAGUAAUUACCUGGAAAAUGUGCCGUAUUUAUGCAUCCUAAAUUGAAUUUGCAGUGAUGACACUGGGAUCUGUGUUUACCUGUCUUUAGUGCAGCUUUAACUUUCUAAAGAAAAUAAAAACAGGAACUGAAAACUGAAACCGCUGCUUCCCGUUUUUCAAAAGAACAUCGAUGGUCUAGCAGAACAACAUGAAAUCAAAAACAGCAUGCUGCCUCAUUAUGUAUUAUGUGCAGCCACAUCUAAGAUCAUUUUGCAUGCUUAAUGAUCACUGAUUAAUUAGAUUUGACUCUUUUUUUUUCACGAAGGAAACAAGGCUGUUUAUGAUCAAACUAGGAGGGAAGACACUGAAUUUGCAACAAAUAUCCAAAAGUGCAGCCUUGAAAUGCCCUUCGAUCAACACGCUGUCAUUCUAGGCUUCACACAGCGACUUCAUCGGCUCUGUUACCUAAAAAUGUAGCUGUAACCAAGUGCUGCAUUUGUUACCCCAGUCUCCCCAUCAGGACUGCAGAUGUAAAGAAUUUGAUUUCAUGAUGUCUGAGCAGCACAUGAAAAGAGAAUACAUGCUUUAACGAAACAGAUUUUCUAUUAAUUCAAAAAUCAUCAUCCAGGAGUGUAAUUGCUCCUUAAGAAUGAAAAGAAAACUCCACGAGCUGACUAUUUCCCCCUCCUCCACUCUUCCUUGAACUCAGCUGUAUGAUGAGGACAAAGAUGAAUCAAGACUGCUGAAAAUCAUUGAAAGAAAACAAAGGCACUUUUGUACAUCUCAUGUCAUUUAUUCUCUUGUCUUGCAGAUCACCUUUCCCCUUACUGACUCAUCCACAGAUUAAUAUCCCACCCUUGAUGAAAUUACUUAUAUUAUAAUGUGACUUAUGAAUGCUCCCUCUCUCUCUAUGUGUCAUUUUAUGUGUUAUGUAGCCAAUUAGAAACAUUUAACAACCCCUAAGAACUCUAAUUAGUUUAUAUAAUUGUCCUUUUGAUCGUCUGACUCUCUGAUGUUAGCAUGAAAUACUAUAGAUCAUGGUUUUGGAGGCUACUCUGAAAUCCAUUUAAAUGAUGACUUUAGGGGGGUCGGAUUCUUGCCUCCUUAAGUAAUUAGCGCGAGAGGAUCCCUUUAAAAAUCAGUCACCUGAAGCACGAUUCGGAGUUCCUCUGUGAGCUGUAGAAAAAGGCUCUGACCGUCUAACUGCCCGCUGUUCUGACCUACUCCCACAAACCUUUCUGAUCUUCUGCAAACCCAUUCACAGCCAGACCCAGCGCUUCAUCCUCCAUCCCCGCCGCACUGCCGUUUACUGAUAACCUGUUGUUUAACCUCGGACUUCUCUUCACCUGCUCAAAUAGAUGUUAUCCAGUAUCCUCGGUUACUGGCUUCUUUCAGGAAAAAGUUGUUUACAUCUCUGAGAAAUCAUACUUGGAUUUUUUUAUAGCUCAGUCCUUUAGGUCAUUCCUCUUUUAUCAUGUUUCCACGCCUCAGUGUCUUUCGCUUAUUAUGUUUUAUUUUAAAUGAGCUGUUAUUGUAGCUGAAUGUAGUUAUAGUUUCUCAUCUUGUUGCGGCUCAUCACUCCUUGCCAGUGCACGGUGGAAUCAUAAGUAAUCGUCCGCUGAGAGCCUACAGGUGGGAGCUGGGGUGUUAACAGUAGGUUUGAUUUGUUGGAGGGAGAGAUUGGAAAAUGGGAGAGUUUGUUUGGAAUAUGAUGUGAGGAGAGUGACACAUGUUGGCGUAUGUAUGCAGUUCAGCUCGAGCUGACUUGAAUUAACUCACGGGUUUGGCUCCAUUUGUGCUGUUUUUGAGUUACUGCUACUCUUUUGUUCACUUCUCAGUCUUUGAGUUGAAUAGUUUGCUGUCUUAUUAAUGGAUAACUUUUCCCUAAACUUACUUCUGAAACUCUCCUUGAGAGAAAAUCUGAGAAGAACGAGAGUCAUAAAGCGCUGAUAAUCUUAUCUAACUGUCUGGCUGAAUCAAUGGUAGAGCAAGGUUGUGUAGGAGCUUUACAUAUUUAUUUCUAAAGCUUCUUUAAUUCAGGGUGGUUUAAUAAAGUCAUGAUGUGAGGUUAAAGUUCCCCUUGACUUAAAUCUGUGCCCAUGUAUUUUACUCAGAUGUGCUUUUUUGCUCAUUUUUAUUCCUUUAACUUUCACACUUUGCUGGGUGAAAGUCAGUAAGCGUUCAAAAAUUGAUAUCUGGUGUAAGAAAUUGUUGCCCUUAAAAAGCAACAGUUCUUUGAGGUGGACAUUGAAAGAACUGGAUAAUUGGCAGGUAGGUUGUUCUCUUCACCUUGGGGUACUUGUACACAGUUUUUGUCGAUAUCUGCCCUCAUGUAAUCCCAGACUAAGUGAUGAUCACGACGCUAUGAGGGGCAUAUUCUUCUGUCAGGGGCACAUCCUUCUUUGGAGGGGUACUCGAGCCUGUGAGGGUUUAGCUGAGGGUUUGUUUUUUUUUAUAUGGCUGUAACUGUAUUUUUUUUUGGAGUUGUUGUCAUGUUGCAGAAAGAACUUGAAGGCUUUUUGGACAUUUAUCUGUUUGCUCAACUUAAAAUGAUGUUUGAAACCACACAUGGGAAUGCUUAUGAUCACAUUUAAUUUGAAAACCAAAUGUUAUCAAGUAUUAAUUUCUUGUGCACUAUUCAUAUAAUGUGAAUUUCUGCAUGUUUGGAGUAUCGGGUGUUUUCCAUGCAUCUAAGCAGUAUAUUUCAAAGCCCAGGACAAUUGUUUAAAUUCUGAAAUUAAACAAAUUGGGUUUCAUGAUAUAGCUCCAGGCAUUCAAAUCUUUAUUUAUUCUCUUACAAAAAAAGAGCUUCACUGAUUUUCUUGUAAGUCUUGCAGUUUGAUAAUCAGUCACAAGGGGGAAGCAUUGCCACCUAACUUAAUCCUCAUGGCUUUGCCCCUCUAUACCUUUUAUUCCCCCUUUUCACCUCCUCCUUACAGUCAGUGUCUAUCCAGCCAGUUAAUGUCCUCUAUCUUGUGCACCCUUUUACUCUGACUCUAUGAUGUCAUCAGGACUGGGGUGUAAAUCUGUUCAGAUAAGGAUAAGCAUAUCUACACCACAAGAUUUAGUUUUGGAAAAUAUUGCACAUGUAUAAUUUUUAGCAGGGCUGGACAAUGUUUUUGCACAUUCUUUUCACCCUUUUUUUCUCCACUUUCAAAGACCAGCGGCUCCAGUGUAGCCAUGGCCUUCUGAUCCAGUGUUUGAUCAACUUCCUUGUUUCCUUUCCAAACAGAAAGCCACAGGAGGAAAAUGUGUUUACCGAGCUGAGUGCCGCAGUCGGAGCCCUGUGAAGUCUCAAGGCCAGAGAGACACAUGUUUGGUAUUUCUGCUUCUAUCUGGACUGAACAUUCCAGGUACAUGUUAAAGGAACAAAGUUCUUACAGACCUAAACACAAACGCUCACAUAUAAAUAUGAUUCACCCAAUGCCAAGCCCGGCAGCGUGAGCAUUCAAAUAAACUAAUUUCCACAGACCUUGGAGGAAAAAAAAGAAGAAAAACAGACCUGUUGUUCCAGCAGAGGUUAUAAGAAUUGUUUGAAGGGCUGAAGGUAACACCACAUAAAGCAAUAUCUCACAGUCUGUUUACCUAGAGACCCUCAAAUUCACCGUUCACACAAAUUAUGCACGCUAUUUACAUUUUCUUCUCAGCAGAUUUAUAAUUUACAGAUUUUAUUUUACUCGUUUGGUUUCAAAUGCUUUACAAGUAGAAGGACAAAGAGUUCAAAAAAAUUGCUAUGGGGAGUUUUUUUUUUCUUUAAGGGAAGGAAUGGUUUUUGGAGAAAACAUGAAUAAAGAAGACAGACAGAGAGUGGUGAAAACACACACACACAUGCACGCACAUGCACUUCUCUCAUGGCCUAGCAAUGAAACUAACGGGGAGGUUGAAGUGUUGGAGUGUCUUUCAGAGGUUCAUAAAGUAAUUUCCUCGUCACAAAGAGCUUUUAACAUGGAGGGCAGUGGAGGCAAGGCCAUGGGAUUUUAUAUCAAAACCAAGGUCCCGGAUACACUCUCACUAUUGUGGCUUUAAUGCCUUUCGCACUCUGUGGCUUCCCUUUAUUUAAAAAGCUUUUACUAUGCGGCUUUGUUAAUUGGAACAGCCACGUAUGUUUACAUUUCUUUUUGUGACUUUUCAUAAUUUGUUAGCGCCUACUAAAAGUCAAGAUCUUUUGGGUUCUUCAAAGAUUUACACACAGACUCACACGCAUGCAGGAAAACACGUAAACGCACACACAAGUGGAAGCAUUUCAGACUACAGCUGGUGUAUUGAAGCACUUAAUUCGAUUAACAUUUGUUGAGAAGCUCAACUUCGCUUGAGCGAUUGCCUUUUUUUUUUCUUAGAUUAUAUUCAGUGGAUUGACCUAAUGAACAAGAGGCAGCAUGCAGGAACAUUAAAUGGCAGCCCUGCUCUGUAACUGUCUGAUUGACACUGGGAGAUAUACGUGGUGGAACGGGAGAACACACAUUUCCUGGUCGGUUAGCUGCUCAAGGCUGCAGAGAGCCCGCAGUGAAGCGGGUGACCUUGGUUAAGCUGGAGCAGACAGAGAGCGACCUUGAGAGACAGCGGUGCAGCAGGAUCUGGCUCUCAAAGAGCUGGAAAACAUAAUGCGUUCAUGUUUGAGUAUAUAUCACAGAACUCAGAAUGUGGACAGCAUGUGGCUCUGAAAACAGAUUUUCCCCCACACGCUGUCCUUUACUGGAUAGCUUAUUAUGUAUUUCUGAUUUCCGAGACAUAACAUUCAUUUGUGGACCCGAUCCUUGUUUUUCAUCUUUAGAUUCCUCAAUUUCACAGAUAGAGUAGCUUCAAAGUGUUUUUGGAGGUUCUUUUUUUCUUCUCCACUCGUCAAAGCACUACUGUGUUCUCAUGUGUUUGUCUUUGAUUACGACUUUGAUCACUGUCAGUGACAGCACGCGCACACACUGACCUGUCCAUCUGGAGAUUUUGAUGAACAUUUUCUUUCACCCCUUCUUAUAUCAUCUCUGUUGUUAUCAGUUUGUGCAUCCUUUGUGUACUUGUUUGACAGAUGGUUUAGCUUACAGAGCAAAAAAUCAACAGUGUCUUUUUAUUAUCUAUCCUUCCACACAAGUCCAGUAACAUUUGACUUUAAUGAAAUGGGGAAAAAAGUAUACAUAAUUUCACUUUUUGGUUUGUAAAGAGGCUACAAACAAUAGGUUCUCAAACUGGCAUGUAAAAUAAUGCAUAAGACACACGGAAAGAAAUACAAAGUGCAUUUUUUAUUUGAAACUUGUACAUUUUUCAUGGACGGUAUUCUUUGAUUGAUUAAUGUAAAAAGUAACUAAAGCGAAACACAACCAAAAGUUUGACCAUUGUGCUGAAUAUUUACUUUCUGAGGGCAAACCCCGUCAGGCUACAUCAUGUGCAAAUAAAUACUGAAAUUUGCACAUAAACAAACCAUACAAAUCUCAUGCCCUAUCAUGUGUGUAACAGCUGCUAUACACACACCUGUGUCUUACUAUGCUAAUGCACAUGUUGGCAGACAAUACACAAUAUACAAGCAAUAUACAGAUAAUUAUGAAUAAGAUAAUGAAUACAGAGUGCAGCUGUGUGUGGCAGCUCACAUAGCAAACACUACACAACUUGUCAGACACUUUUUUUAGG